AUGGCUCGCCACAGUAAAAACGCAACAUCUGCUCCUUUUUAUUCUUACCACGAGCGCAAGAAGAUCCGCGCUCUGGGAGUUGGGACACUAAAAGGAAGGCUCGACACUCGUGCAUGCAGGCGGUUUGAAAGCUGUUGGCUUUGCCUAAGCCCGGCCCGAAAUCCUCUGGCGACCCCUCAGGGCCUAAUCUUCUGCAAGGAAUGCCUUUUCCUUAACUUUGAGUCUCAAAAGAAAAAAAUCCAGAAGGAGACGAAGGCUUGGGAGGCUCUUCAGGCACAAAAGGAACAGGCAAGCCUCAAGCCACUAAUUCUACAAUGUAGUUCUUCAGCUUCCGGCGCUAAUCAGAAUACUAGAGCUUGCAAUGAGGCGGCAGCUGCAGCAGAGGCAAAUGCUACAGCGGCGCAACGCGCGUUCCUAGAGGCAGAGGCCUCUCUCACCUUGGAAACAUCUGCUGCGCCUGCCCAGACAAAAAAUAGUCCUCAGAGUGCAGAAGAAUUCAGACAAACUCUUGAGCAGCCUACCAUCAACUCCAAGGAAGAGGCAAGGGCGAAGAACUUCUGGGUGCCAGAGAACACACCAGAGGAGCCUGAGGCGAAGCCCAAGGAGCCCCAGAAAGGGUUUUGCUGCCCCAUUACGGGGGCCCCACUACGCAUCAAGCAGCUUAUCACUGUUAAGCCAGUUCUUGCUUCCAAAGAAGACACCGAAAACACGCGAUGGCUCUGCGCUCUAAGCGGCCGUGAAAUUUCGCACCAGAAAGCGGCGGUUGUAAAGUCGACAGGCCAAGUUAUCCUCCUUGAGUAUCUGGAGAAGCUUGUCUUUGGAAAGAAAGGAGCACUCACCUCGGGAGUUAUUGAUAGAAAAGACACGGUGGCUCUUAUUCCUGGGGGCACAGGCUUUAGUGCGCACAAUAAUGUGGAGGUCGCAGUGGCGAGGCCUAACGUCCAGUAG
Molecule: messenger RNA, 948 nt
Organism: Eimeria necatrix
Lineage: Eukaryota; Apicomplexa; Conoidasida; Eucoccidiorida; Eimeriidae
Product: PsbP-like protein 2, chloroplastic, related
Exons: 10
Coding region: 1-948 (315 amino acids)
Cellular component (GO): nucleus
Molecular function (GO): ubiquitin protein ligase activity
Source: RefSeq, a predicted model, not a curated record